Onychomys torridus (southern grasshopper mouse) is the source of this 1384-nucleotide messenger RNA. It is a transcript of the gene Wbp1, whose product is annotated as WW domain binding protein 1. The coding region runs from base 72 to 1178 and encodes 368 amino acids. The transcript is spliced from 5 exons. Gene Ontology annotation, molecular function: WW domain binding. The record is from RefSeq and is a predicted model, not a curated record. NCBI's taxonomy places the organism in Eukaryota, Metazoa, Chordata, Mammalia, Rodentia, Cricetidae.
AGGCGCUGCUGCGGAUUGGACAGCGGGAGAAACCUGUGACCCGCUCCUAUUGGCCAGUCUGUCAGUGAACGAUGCUGAUUGGUCGGGCUGAGCAAUCCUUGUCCUCUGGAAGAGCGCUCCCCGGAUGGGAGCUCCGGCCACCGAGUGAUGGUGGCAGCCUCGGAGAUGGGCCGGGCAGGGACCAUGGCGGUGGCGGCAGAAGUGGCAGGGGCGGGGCAGCUGGCGGUAGAGGAGGCUGUGGUCUUCAGGGGUCUGUAGGUGGAGGCAUGGCUCGGGCCAGCAGCAGGAACAGCAGCGAAGAGGCCUGGGGGGCACUCCGGGCGCCGCAACAGCAGAGUCCGGCAGCAUCUUCUCUUGAGGGAGCAAUUUGGAGACGAGCUGGAACCCAGACUCGCGCCCUGGAUGCCAUCCUUUAUCAUCCACAGCAAUCCCAUCUGCUUCAAGAGCUGUGCCCAGGAGUGAAUACCCAACCCUACCUCUGUGAGAGCGGUCACUGCUGUGGGGAGACCGGCUGCUGCACCUACUACUAUGAACUCUGGUGGUUCUGGCUGCUCUGGACAGUCCUCAUCCUUUUUAGCUGUUGUUGCGCCUUCCGCCACCGGAGAGCUAAACUCAGGCUGCAACAGCAGCAGCGGCAGCGUGAGAUCAACUUGUUGGCUUACCAUGGGGCAUGCCAUGGGGCUGGCCCUGUUCCUACUGGUUCACUGCUUGACCUUCGCUUCCUCAGCGCCUUCAAACCCCCAGCCUAUGAGGAUGUGGUUCACCACCCCGGUACACCGCCACCUCCUUAUACUAUGGCCCCGGGCCACCCCUUGACUGCUUCCAGUGAAUGCACCAGCUGUCCUCCCGAACCCAGCUGCUCUGCCCACUUGGAGGGGACAAAUGUGGAAGGUGUUUCUUCCCACCAGAGUGGCCUCCCUCGUCAGGAGGGGGAGCCCAGGGCAGGGUUGAGCGUAGUUCACAUACCCCCUUCCUGCCGCCAUCGUCGCCUGACUGGUGACUCGGGUAUCGAGCUCUGCCCUUGUCCUGACCCCAGCGAAGGUGAGCCAGUCAAGGAGAUGAGGGCUAGUACCACUCAACCAGAUCUGGAGGACCAUUCCCCCUGUGCACUGUCCCCAGAUUCUAUGUCCCAGACCCCUCCUUUGGGGCUGGCUUCCAGUUAUGGGGACAUCCCGUAAUUAGUUUCAAGAGGGAGGCUGGGUGUUCCUUGGCCACCAGGAACAGCCCUGGUUCCGACUGCAGUCCUCCGUGUGGGCCCUCCCCCUUCCGAGAACCUGCCUGAAAGGGCUGAAGCCCUGAAGCUGGGCAGUACCGAGGACUGUGCUCUUGACUCCCAAAACAUACACAGGAGCCUUUAAUCUCAUUAAAGAGACGUGAACCAGCU